Messenger RNA from Myripristis murdjan (pinecone soldierfish), 1490 nucleotides. It is a transcript of the gene pkib, whose product is annotated as protein kinase (cAMP-dependent, catalytic) inhibitor beta. The record is from RefSeq and is a predicted model, not a curated record. Gene Ontology annotation, biological process: negative regulation of protein kinase activity. NCBI's taxonomy places the organism in Eukaryota, Metazoa, Chordata, Actinopteri, Holocentriformes, Holocentridae. The transcript has 4 exons. Bases 235 to 459 code for a protein of 74 amino acids. Gene Ontology annotation, molecular function: cAMP-dependent protein kinase inhibitor activity.
GAGAGAGAGAGAGAGCAGAUUGAGCGGUGUAAGCGGAAUGCUCCACAGCGCCAUAUAAUGCACGGUAGCUCCGUGUCCCGUCCGUCCGCCGCCGUCUCUCCUGACCCGGCCUACUUGAUGGGGUUUGCCAAGUCUCCUGGCACCUGAUGCUACUUUUUCACUCAGUUCGAGUGAGCAACUAAUGGGAAAUAACCAUAAUAACAAACCAUGAAGCUAUGAAGACAGUUACCAGAGAUGACUGAUGUGGAGCCUGUUGUCACAGACUUUACGUCAACGGGGCGUACUGGUCGACGUAAUGCCAUGCCUGAUAUUCUGGGCUCCAGUGCUGGAGCAGGAGCUGCUGAUCUGUCUGGAAAACUGGCCGAACUGUCAGUAGUUGGUGAUGCAGAUGGAGGGGGCGAGGGAUCAUCCUCCAGCCCACCUAGCAGUCCAGAGGAGGAGAAGGCCAAGGCCACGUAAUACAGCCUUCAUCUUCGUAUUACAACAGAUGUACUGACCACCCUCAGAAGGACUGAUGGAUGGAGACACUGAUUAACACAGAAAGAGAGAGUGAGAGAGAGAGAGAGAAAGAUGGACAGAGAGAGACUCUUCACCAUAGGCCAUCUCCCUACAGACACCCCCAACCCUCUUGACCAGAAAACUGUAAACUCACUCGCUGUCACUAUGCAACAUCUUUCAGGAUGACGUUACCAUGGCAACACAGUGGGUGGAGGAGACAGGUGAUGGAGAGAGUGAAGUGAAGGUCAUCAACAGCAGCAUGACUGUGCUGCGGAGAGACAAGAUGGAUGGUGUAUGCUGAUGAUGAUGCUGAUGAUGGCGGUGAUCUGAUCAUUAUGACGAAGAGCAAGCAAAAUGCAAUGGUGAAGACCCUGAUGGUGAUGAUGAUGAUGAUGAUAAAGGGAGACUAUGUGAUUGUUUUCAGGUGUCUGAAGAGGAACCCAUGGAUCUCAUCUUUCCAUGCGUGGAUAUCUUGAGCCACUGCUAUCAACUGAUUAUUGGCAUUGUGUCCUUGUCACAUAAGUAGCAUAUGCAGUGAUUUCAUCGAUGGCACCAACUGUGGAAAUUUGCCUGUGGCUCAUAAAAGAAAAUGUAAUUUCAUAUUUGAAAGUAGAGAGUCGUGCAAAACGUAAUGGAGUUCAAUUCCAAACCUAAGCAUUUUUUUCUCUGAAUGUCGACAAUGUAGCAUCGGGAAUGUUUUUUUCUUUUUCUUUUUAUCUUUUUUCACAACAAAAACAUUCCAUUUGGUGAUGUAAAGUACAAUUUUUAUCUUCUCUGUGGUUUACUAGGCUGUGGUACAGUACAAACCUCAACCUUGUAUGUCUUUUUUUCACAGGUGCAAUAGAAAUGAAAACUAAUUUAUUAGAAGUAAAAGAAUAUAAGGUGUAUUUUGGGUCUGUAAAUAGUUUUACAUUGCAGUAUAUCUGUGUCCAUACUGUAAAGCUACAUUUCAGUGUUUACUGACGCUAAUAAAACUGAUGCUAUGUACAGUA